Molecule: messenger RNA, 665 nt
Organism: Eurypyga helias (sunbittern)
Lineage: Eukaryota; Metazoa; Chordata; Aves; Eurypygiformes; Eurypygidae
Gene: ZC2HC1B
Product: zinc finger, C2HC-type containing 1B
Source: RefSeq, a predicted model, not a curated record
AUGAGUCAGAUACCAGUAAAGGAGCUACGUGGAGCGACUGCCCGAAGCCAAGACCCGUCUCCCUGUACGACCUGCGGAAGACGCUUUGCACAAGAUGUUCUCAUGAGACAUGAUCCAAUAUGCAAGAAAGUCUUCAGCAAGAGGCGCAAGCCCUUCAGCUCUUUGAAACGGAGACUGCAGGGAACAGAAAUCACCACUGUGAAGAAGCAGCCCCCGCAAAAGAAUCAGGCAGGGAAGAAAUCUAACUGGAGGCAGCACCAUGAGGAUUUUAUUAACGCUGUUCAAUCAGCCAAGCAGGUCAUAGCUCUGAAGGAGGGCCACCCUCUUCCGCCUCCUCCCCCACCAAGCAUCAAUCCAGACUACAUCCAGUGUUCGCGCUGCUCACGAAGGUUUAACGAGGCUGCAUCAGAGAGGCACGUGAAGGUUUGUGAAGAACAAGCUGCGCGCCGUGCCUUCGCUGCAAAGGCCACUGGGUGAGCUUGGGGCAAGCAACCAGGGACUCAGAGAAACCCCCCAACCUUAACUACUGCUGUGUUACCGCUUCAGAAGAGAGUACAGGAAGGUGCCAAAGCAGACAGACCUCAGCCAGAGACCUCUCCAGGAAUGCUGCGGAAAACCAGAAAAUCUUUGGGUGUAUCUACUGGAAAAUCUUCAGGCGAAUUUGG